GUCUGUGCCCCGCGCCGGAGCCUCCGCUGGCCCUCGCGCGCCUCUGCAAAACAAAGCGCCCUGCGCGGCAGGCAGUCCCUGUUCCAGCCGCGGGCGGCCCAGCAACGAGCUCCGUUCCGGGCCGCAGUGCCCGCAACCGCCAUGGCCGCCGCGGCGCCUGCCGAGCCUCGCGUCACCUCCUGCUCGUCGCCAGGUACGUAAUUUCCUCCGGCCGCGGGUGCUGGGCCACCGGGAGCGCGGCGGGGUGGCGGAGCUGCGGGCGGGGGCGGCCCAGGCAGGGCCCGCUGCGUGGCGGCGAGGCAUGGGGAGUCGGUGCGCGGUCCCGGCGGGCGGCGGUGCUGGGAAGGGCCCUCGUGGUGGCGGGUGGCCUCGAAGAGCUCGGUGCAGAUCACGUUUGAAGAGGGUCCUCAGCUACCACCAGCAGCAAACCUCAGCCACGUGACAUGCAAGGGCCAGUCAGACCACAGCAUGGUGCUACACUGCAAUCUGUCAGCUGAAGCUGUGAAAUUCCCUGUCUCUGUUACUCAGCAGUCGCCAGCUGCUGUUUCUGUGGAUACCUAUCAUGUCACCUUGGCUCUGCUGCAGGCUCAGGUGGAGAUCCACUUGCAGGAGAUACAGAAUGAGGGUCUCCUGGUGUCGUGGACAUUCAAGGACAGACCAGACCUGAAUCUCUCUGUUCUUCCGAGACUUCAGCCUCAUGAGAAUGAAGGAAGAGUGGAUCUGUCCACCAUAAAGGAUCUGAUAGAGGAUACCAUUGUCAGCACGCAGCCAGCCAUGAUGGUGAAUCUGAAGGCCUGCACUGCAGGGGCCAUUGCGGUAUGCAGCGAUAAGGUGACUCGAGAGCCCCCAUCCAGUGUGGCAGCCCCUCUGGGGUCUAAGCUGUUGCUCCGGAAUCUGCAAGUGCUGAACUUGGGCUGCACAGGGAAGGCAGGAGUUGGGGAAAUACACUGUGUGGUGGAGCUAGACAGCCCUCUGCAGCAGAAAUGCACAAAGCCGGUGAAAGCUGGUGCUGCAGCAGAGAUGGAAUGGAACGAGGAGCUCUUUCUGGAGUUGGGGCCUAGAAGUAAAGAGCUGAAGCUACGAGUGCUGGGGAGCGAUGGCAGAGGAGAGAAUGUGCUGCUGGCACAUGCUACGCUUUUGCUUGACUCUUUGGGCAAACAACCGUCUGGAAGACAGGUCUGCUUGCUGGCUCCGGGAGCUGGGCAGUCAUUGGCAGCUGAAGCUACUAUUAUGUUGGAGCUGCUGUACCAGGAGUGUCCUGCAUCUCUGAAUGCUCAGCAUGCCACAUCUCUGCGUACAAGCAUCACCCCCACCAAGAAGGUUGAAAUGGACCGGACCAUCAUGCCCGAUGGCACCAUCGUGACUACUGUCACCACAAUUCAGUCCCGGCCCAAGGCAGACUGCAAGCUGGAUUCACCAUCAAGGUCACCAUCCAAGGUGGAAGUGACUGAGAAGAAGACAACGGUGCUUUUGGAGAGCAGCUGUCCUCGCAGCGCCUUGUCCAGUGGUAGCUGGGACAGCCAUAUGCCCAAUGGCUUGGAUCCGGUGGCUGAGACAGCGAUCCGGCAGCUAACUGAGACAAACAACAAGCCUGCCAAGAAGACCCCAACAAAACGUAGCACGUUAAUCAUCUCAGGAGUUUCCAAGGUACCUAUUGCCCAAGAUGAAAUGGCACUUUCUCUGGGUUAUGCUGCAUCCAUGGAGGCCACCGCAUACCGGGAUCCUGUAGCGGCAGAUGCAGCUGACCAAGUGCAUGAUUCUACCGAAUCAUCACAGCUGUUCGAAGCGUCGCUGUCAGGACAAAGAGCCAGUCAGGAGCUGGAUGAGACAACGCGAUCGGACAUCUCUGAGAGACCGUCAGUGGAAGAUGUUGAGUCUGAAACUGGCUCCACGGGAGCCCUGGAGACCAGGAGCUUGAAAGAUCACAAAGUUAGCUUUCUUCGGAGCGGUACCAAGCUCAUCUUCCGGAGAAGGAGCAAGCAGAAGGAAGCAGGCCUGAGCCAGUCGCAUGAUGACCUGUCUAACGUCAGCACCAGCUCUGCCACCAGGAAGAAAGCUGGCAGCUUCUCCCGCCGCCUCAUCAAGCGCUUCUCCUUCAAGUCUAAAUCCAAAUCUAAAGCCAGUGACAGCACAACAACAGGUGAGAACUGAAGGAGGGAGAAGUCAGUCAGAAAGAUUGCACAGAAACCCUUUUCUCGUCUCUUGUCUUCCCACUCCACGGUAUCUGUGACCUACAGUCCAGUUUCUUCCAGUGUUGGCUGAGGGAAGACACCCCAGUGCUUUACAGUGUUCGGGGAGCAAAGGCGUGGUGAACCCAGGGCUUAGGCUGCUCGCCUGCCUUGGCUUGGCCUUCUCUGACUGUUGUGACCCACUGUGCUCUCCUGAGAAAUCCAGCUGGCAUGCUAAACCGCACAGGGGUCCCCGGAGCUGCAGAAGUGACUAUGCGUAGCCAUCCAGCUUCAUCUGACCCCUCCUGGAAAGAGAAGGGACCCCUCAUGUGACAGCCUCGGAGUUAAAAUUUGGGAGACUACCAGAAUAGCUGCCUCUCCAAGAGGUGCGGGAUGCAGCCCUGUUUGGCUCUUCUGGUGGGAGAGAAUGGUGCAGUCACUGGCAGUCUAAAUGUUUGCAGUACUUCUGCUGCGUGCAAAGGCCGUAACCUGACUGAGGUGCGAUGUGGUGUGGGGCAAGGUGUUCCUGGGCUGUGAGCUAUCAGCAGAAUGAGCCGUGGUUCUCCACCCAGCUCUGCUGUCGGAAUGGUCUCUGGUUCAGAGAGUGCCGAGAGGUGCUUGCUUUCUCUUCUGUUCUGAUGAAGAAAGGAGUCUCUGAGGAGAAGGAAGUCUUGACCACUGGGCAAGAUUCUAGAGAAGGCCAAGCCCUUGCAAGAACAUCUGGUCACUGCUGUCAGUGCUGCCACCCUCUGACGCCAGUCUCCUCUGUACCUGUAUUCAGGAAUGGGGAAGGGACUGUGCCUCCAUGUGUGUCUUCUUGUACGAGUGGACUUUUUUUCCUUAAGAGGUGGUAGGGAGUGUUACUGGUGAGUCACUGGGAAAGUGGAUGCUGUCUUUUGGUCUCGUGGAGUGCCUGGCCUUGCAUUCCAGCAGUUUUAGCACUGACAACCAGCGUCAUGCUGGGAAACUGAUAAUGAGGGCUGCGGUGAUGCUAGCGAAAGGGCAGUUUGCUGUGCAACUUGAAGCCAUGUGGUGGAAAGAGUCAAGAGUUUACAUGUUUUUGCUGACAGAAAUGCUUCCUGUAGUAGAAGGAACCUUUUUUGAUUGCAUCGGAUACUAGUCUGGAGGAUCUGAUUCACUGUGUUCAAGCAGGGUGUGUGUUUUCUUGAGGGAAAGCUGCACAGAGGAAAAUCAACUGCUUGUGUUGGAGGAGGCUUUUCCAUUUUAAAUGCAUGGUUUUCCACCACAACACCCAUGUUCCGAAUGUCCCCUGAGGCCCUGUUUGGAUCAGUGUAACAGCAGUGUUUGGGAAAAAUGCUUGCAUCUUGUAGGAGCAAAUGGUUUGAAUGGAAGCUCUCAUUCUUCUGCAGGAUGUAGACUUAAUAGAACAGAGCAGAAGGGAGAAAAUCGCAGUGAAGAGCUCACCUAGGCCUCCCUGGAUUCUCUAGCUCUGCUGUCUUACGGUAGCUCCCAAGAUGGGGAGUGUCGCUAGUCCUCAUGCAGGAUGUGACCAAUUUAAAAAUUACAAGUUCUCUCAAAUCGUGUGUGAAACAAUGCACUGUGUGAUUCAGAAAGACAAAUCCUGGCUUACUGGUGUCGCCAUCACGGGACAUAUUGAAGGACUGGAAUGGGCUUGGUGGCAUGCCACCGUGAAAGGAUUUACAGGUGGGAAUUUCAGGGCCUAUGUUGAAGGUGUCUGGAAUUAGGGAAGGCCUGAGUCACCUGGGGCUUGGAUUGAAAGCACUGAUGUGUGCCAAAUGAAAGGACUCUCAUUCCUGUUUUUCCUUCUGAUUUCCCACUGGAUUGGGCAUGCAUGAUAAAACAGACUGGUCCAGCUAGCUGACCAGGAAUCUCUUCUCCAUCUAUUUUUUUUGGUCCAGAAGUCUUUCUAUCAUUCCCAACCUCUUUAAUGUUUUUUUUUUAUCCCUUGUUUCUUUUUUUGCCAGCAAACUGCUGUGGGUAGGCCUUUGUCGCUUUGCUCACAGCUCUCUUUGCUACAGAUGUCAGAGCGCUCACUACUAGUCACUGAAAAUCAGUUUUCUUGAUGGAGUUGGCCAGUUCCUGCUGCAGCACUGUUGGAAAUUGGCAGUCUGCAUCUAGGCUGUUAGGAGCUCAGCUGUCGGUCUGGAAGCAGGCUUCCUUCUCUGGAUCAGUGUCAUGCGUGGCAGUGUCAUUCACAGGUGCACCCUUGUUCCCAGAGCUCCAGGGUUUGGUUCCAGUUUGGCAUUCCCUUUUGCACUAUCCCUGCUAUGACUCUGCCUCUGCCACUCACAUUACUUGAAUUCUCUGUUUCGUUUUGUUAGAUUUUGAGGUUGCUUUGAAUGAAAUGCACUGAACCUAGACAGUGCUGCAUCGCUAUCGGAAUGGCCAUGAAACCUUGCCCUAGAAAUGCUAGCUUGAAUUGACAGGAACUUUAAGAGAAGUCAGCAGCUCUCCAAUUAUGGGCUUAGCAUUUGACCUUUCAUGAUUCAAAUUCAAGAUUUGGGUUUUUUUCUUUAAACUGUGAGCAGAGUGAGUUGUCUCAGCGUGUGGAGCAGCUGGUGGUGAAUAUCCAGAGCUCACACCUGCACAUCUGAAACUCAGCUAUGGCAUUUGAGUACAUCACAAGGGCUGCCAGGGAUAGUGAGUAUUGUCCUCUUUGGUAUAAACCUGAUGUGGAAAAUGUCAGCAAGUUUUGUGUCUGACAAAUGCAUACUUAGGUUGUAAUCAGAACACUUUGGUCUGCCUGAGAGGAAGGAGGCAAUAGGAAACCUAGAAGUAAAACCAAAACUAGAGUUCUUCAUCAACCUCAGGAGACUGAGGUUCUCUUUGAAGCUGUGUUAGAUAGGCAGUUCCUGCAAUACAUAUGUGGGCUUUACAACACAUACUGAAUUUGUUCCCAGCUUGUUGGCUCUGGGAUACUCCUGCAGAUGAAUUGCGGUGGAAUUGCUGUUUUGAUUUUGAGCUCUGACCUGGCAGAAGAAUCAUCUGGAAAUAUCUUGCACUGUACUCUAUGGAAUGAAUGCAACACGAGAUGUGGAGUGGUUGGUGUAUAUUUCCCCUUGAAUUUUGAGCAGUGCUUUUUAUCAUGGGCAGUAAACUGAACCUGAAAGUUUGCAUCUGGUUAGAUUGCUUGCAAAGGAAAGCGUUGUCCUCAAGUUCAGACAGAGCACUGCCCCAAACAUUAAUUCCCACAUCUGUCUGUGCGUUCUAGUGGAGAUGUGCGUUGUGCUAUAUGAUUGUUUCUCAAAUUUCUGCAUUAUAGAACUGAUCUUGCAAUCUCUUCUUAUCUACUGAAUGUUCCCCACGAGUGCAGAAUCUUUUUCAGAGUAUCUGGGUAAAUGGGUGACUGAGGAACCAAGGGGUAGGGGGAACAAUGCUCAAUUGUGUACACUUGGUGUUUUUUAGUUCUGGUAUGUUCCUGCUUCGUGUGCUGUUCCUUUAUCUUUGUAUCCCUUAAGAGUUUCCUUUCUCUCAUGCACGUUUUUUUUUUAAUCCUCCAAGUAGUAGGUGGCUGGUUUUGUUUGCCCUAGCCACAUGAGCCUGUGUGAAUCUCUUGGGAAGCCAAGAAUGGUAAGUGUGUGUGUGUGUGUGUGUAUGACAUUAUUGGCAUGCCAAAUCAUUCUUCUAACCUGAUCCUUUCAGAAGGAAAGGGAAGGUCAUGUAAGUCUUUGCCCUCCAAAAACUGCUGUUUCUCCCCUAAAACUGGUGCAUAAAGAAAUCUCUUAUGUGUUUAAUCUCUGUUUGUGCUUCUUGCUUUAGGACAAAAGAAAUUCUGUUUCGAAGUUUGAGAUCUGCUGUUCCCUAUUUAACUUCUGUGUACUCACACCCUCAUCUUGGUGCCAUUGCAGAGUCUGUGGCAUUUCGUAACAACAGGGCUUGAAGCAACUCCGGUGUGCAGAGCAGUCUGCCAUCUAACUUUUAGACUGAAAUGAACCGUGGGUGCUAUGUGGCUGCCUCAGGGUAGGCCCAAUACUUGCACGUCGUGAGAUUGGUCCUUGAUCAAAUAUGUGGGGGAAGAGGAGUGGCAGGGAGGUGGGCUUGAUCACAGAGGGGUUUCUGAAAUAGUUCAACCUGCUUAUGAGGGCCUGUGUUCCAAAUGCUGCAUUUCACUGCUGGCUACACAAGUUGAAAGGGUGACUGUUCAAUGAAGCCAAAGUAAACUUUUUAUUUUCUGUCUUGGCUGAACAGAGUUACUAGAAUUUACCCGUACUGUGUAUUUUUACUUCCCUGAAGAAAAUAGAUUUCUCUAGCUGUAUGCUUGUAAGUAUAUUUCUGUCUGGAUGUACCCUCUUCUCAUGUUUUGGUAAGGCUUUUAAGAAUCUCUCUGGCGAAAAAGCCCUUGGCAUCUGUCUGCAAGGGAUAUCCUCCCGAGGCAAGAGAAACCAUGUGCAUGAAUGAAGGGAACUGCAAAGAGCUCAGUGUUUUAGGGGAACUAUAGGCUUUAGUGUGAUGGAUGUGUGACUGAGGCCUGAUAUUUGGAGGGGAAGGUCAAAGGCUACUUAUUUGCGGGGGGGAGGGAGAGGGAGGCACAGUGCGCACAUGCAUUUGUGUUUGCAUGCACUUGUAAAUAGAGCCUGCUCUGUGAAGACCUGUCCUGGUCACAGUGGGAAGUGACUGAAAAUGAGAGUGGCCUUAAUAGCUUCUGUGGUGUCCACGAAAUAAAUUCAAAUAGACCUUACUAGAGGUGGGCUUGUAAAAGGAAAUCCGACUUUUGCAUCUGCUAGACCCCUCACACUGCUUAUGUAGUUGAGGCUGGGUUUUUAAACAGGUUAGCUGAAGUGCAGGAGAGGGAGGGGAGACUAGUUAGGGAGAGAGCGGGUCAGAAAACCUAGUGCCGCAGGGAGGAGCAUAAUGAAAACUUCAGAUUGAUGUAAAGGAGCAGUGGGCAUGCUCUGCUUCUAGACUAGAAAUGUGUCCGUAUGGCAAUGUGUACGCUUAAAACGUUUUUGUUCUGCUUUCUAUCUUUAGUGACAUUGCUUCCUAUGACAACUACUCUCAGUUCAUUGUUUGCUGAUCCUACAGAGAGAUCAUUUCUGGGCAGCUCUCAAAAUACUUGAAUGUUGGGUGGGUGGCGUUUGUGUGUUUUGGAGUCUUUUGUCCUGUUCUCCCCUUCCUCCCCCUAGUUCACAAUGAGUAUAAUGAUCUCAGUGGUGGUCCAACUUCUGGAAAAGGUCUUUGUGUAUUUGUGAUAUCACAGCUCCUUUUACAGGCAUGACUGCUCUACAACACCUUUCCUCGUUUGUACAGGUACUGGACCGAAUAUCCAUGCUGAAUCUGAGUUAGUGCCCCACAUGUGCGUGCUCUUUUGUACUUGGAUGCCUUCUCUCUGGGGGGAUUAUUUUAAUCCCAGAUGGUUUAGAGGAAAAAAUAGGAACUGUUUAGCUAUUUAAGAGAUGACAACUAAAAAAAAAAUUAAUUACAGACUAAAUGAAUGAAAUUCAGCACCUUUGUAAAUGUUUAAGAAGAAUUCCAUUGCUGUGUAAUGGCCGAACCUGUUAACUUAUUAAACUACAUGGAAGUUGCAAACCUGA
This is a messenger RNA of Dromaius novaehollandiae (emu), 7681 nucleotides long. Its product is annotated as phospholipid transfer protein C2CD2L. Gene Ontology annotation, cellular component: cytoplasmic side of apical plasma membrane. Bases 469 to 2151 code for a protein of 560 amino acids. Gene Ontology annotation, biological process: positive regulation of insulin secretion involved in cellular response to glucose stimulus. The record is from RefSeq and is a predicted model, not a curated record. Gene Ontology annotation, molecular function: phosphatidylinositol transfer activity; phosphatidylinositol binding. The transcript has 14 exons. Lineage: Eukaryota; Metazoa; Chordata; Aves; Casuariiformes; Dromaiidae.